CCCUGUGGUGGCGCCGAGGCUCAGAUCCAGCCAGUGACUUGCCCUAGAGCAGGCGGCUCCGGAGCGAAGCCACGGUUUGGAUCUGGGCCGUCCAGCUCCACAGCUUUUCCUCCCCGCCGCCUGCCAGUCACUGAUUUGAAUUUGGCCCGUGCUGAUUUGCAGCCAGCGCCCACUGUGCCGUGGAUGUCAGUGUCACGAGGCAGUCUCUUGAGGCUCAUCAAGCUUUGGUGGAUGUGUUGCCCAGUUCUGAGAUCUUGAAGCUCUGCCCGGAGGAAGAUUAAAGCAGCAGUCUUGGCCAAUAAGGGGAUGGACCGCUUGGGUUCCUUUAGCAAUGAUCCCUCUGAUAAGCCACCCUGCAGAGGCUGCUCCUCCUACCUGAUGGAGCCUUACAUUAAGUGUGCUGAAUGUGGGCCACCUCCUUUUUUCCUCUGCUUGCAGUGUUUCACUCGAGGAUUUGAGUACAAGAAACAUCAAAGUGAUCAUACGUAUGAAAUAAUGACCUCAGACUUUCCUGUUCUUGACCCCAGCUGGACUGCUCAAGAAGAAAUGGCCCUUCUGGAAGCCGUGAUGGACUGUGGCUUUGGAAAUUGGCAAGAUGUUGCCAAUCAGAUGUGCACCAAGACAAAGGAAGAGUGUGAGAAGCACUAUAUGAAGCAUUUCAUCAAUAACCCUCUGUUCGCAUCUACCCUGCUAAACCUGAAACAAGCAGAGGAGGCAAAAACUGCUGACACGGCCAUUCCAUUUCACUCUGCAGAUGACCCGCCGCGACCCACCUUUGACUCCUUGCUUUCUCGGGACAUGGCAGGAUACAUGCCAGCUCGAGCAGAUUUCAUUGAGGAGUUUGACAAUUAUGCAGAAUGGGACUUGAGAGACAUUGAUUUUGUUGAAGAUGACUCGGACAUUUUACAUGCUCUGAAGAUGGCUGUGGUAGAUAUCUAUCAUUCAAGAUUAAAAGAGAGACAAAGACGAAAAAAAAUCAUAAGAGAUCAUGGAUUAAUCAACCUCAGAAAAUUUCAGUUGAUGGAACGGCGGUAUCCCAAGGAAGUCCAAGACCUUUAUGAAACAAUGAGGCGAUUUGCAAGGAUUGUGGGACCAGUGGAACAUGACAAAUUCAUUGAAAGCCAUGCACUGGAAUUUGAGCUCCGAAGAGAAAUCAAGAGACUCCAGGAAUAUAGGACAGCGGGCAUUACCAAUUUUUGUAGUGCCAGGACCUACGAUCACUUGAAGAAGACACGAGAGGAGGAGCGCCUAAAACGCACCAUGCUCUCCGAAGUUCUGCAGUACAUCCAGGACAGUGGGGCGUGCCAGCAGUGGCUCCGCCGGCAAGCCGACAUUGAUUCCGGCCUGAGUCCUUCUGUUCCAAUGGCUUCAAAUUCAGGUAGACGAAGUGCGCCACCCUUGAACCUCACUGGGCUCCCUGGCACGGAGAAGCUGAAUGAAAAAGAAAAAGAGCUCUGUCAGAUGGUGAGGUUGGUCCCUGGAGCCUAUUUAGAAUAUAAAUCUGCUCUAUUGAAUGAAUGUAACAAGCAAGGAGGCUUGAGACUGGCACAGGCAAGAGCACUCAUCAAGAUAGACGUCAACAAAACCCGGAAAAUCUAUGAUUUCCUCAUCCGAGAAGGAUACAUCACUAAAGCCUGAGACUCUACAGGGCUUGGAAUCAGAAGUCAGAUGUUUGGAAUGUAGUGAGCCACAGGACUAUGUGGCCCUCGAGAGCUUUGUUUGCCAGCUGAGUUCAGAAAAGGGGGGAAGGACAAAGGAACCCCUGAAGUUGGAUUAACAUCUGCUUUUCUUCCACCCUCCUUUAAACACUCCUCUUGUUAGUGUUGCACUGCAGAGUUGUGUGCUACAUAUGCUAUUAUUAAAUGUGAGUGGGCAUUCAUUCCUAGCACCUCUUGUAACUAAAACAAGAACCGUAGUACCUCACAUCACAGUGUUGGUAGAAGUAGAACCAAACCCAGUCUUUAGUCAGAGGUCCAGCUCAGAUCCCUGCACUUGAGGGCUAAGUUUGCAGUCGUCUGUUUUGCCUUCAAACUGCAGAUGGAUUUUAAAUAAGGAGAAAAGCUUCCAGAGCAUGCGAAAGUUUUCUCUUUCCUUGUAAGGAUUUUUAAAGUGACGACUUAGAUUUAAGGGCAAAGUGGAGGAAAGUCUCCCCGUGAAGGUCUUGUCCCAAACUGCGUUUUUGACUUUAAUGUCUGGCUUUGUACUUUGCCGUCUGGCUGUCGAAUCUGCAGUAGACUUUUGAGGAGGUGGCACCGGAUAUAAAAUGUCUCUGUUAUUUUUAGAAUUAAUGGAUUAAAAAUGUUUUGCUAUUUAA
Messenger RNA from Lepus europaeus (European hare), 2314 nucleotides. It is a transcript of the gene TADA2A, whose product is annotated as transcriptional adaptor 2A. Gene Ontology annotation, biological process: regulation of transcription by RNA polymerase II; chromatin remodeling. Gene Ontology annotation, molecular function: chromatin binding; protein binding; zinc ion binding. Bases 307 to 1638 code for a protein of 443 amino acids. The record is from RefSeq and is a predicted model, not a curated record. Lineage: Eukaryota; Metazoa; Chordata; Mammalia; Lagomorpha; Leporidae. The transcript has 16 exons. Gene Ontology annotation, cellular component: nucleus; SAGA-type complex.